Molecule: messenger RNA, 4938 nt
Organism: Nematolebias whitei (Rio pearlfish)
Lineage: Eukaryota; Metazoa; Chordata; Actinopteri; Cyprinodontiformes; Rivulidae
Gene: ric1
Product: RIC1 homolog, RAB6A GEF complex partner 1
Exons: 27
Coding region: 278-4591 (1437 amino acids)
Biological process (GO): retrograde transport, endosome to Golgi; intracellular protein transport
Cellular component (GO): Ric1-Rgp1 guanyl-nucleotide exchange factor complex; Golgi membrane; cytosol
Molecular function (GO): protein binding
Source: RefSeq, a predicted model, not a curated record
UUUUUGUUUUGGGUUACUCUGGUUCCCUUGAACCGCUCAUUAGCUUAAGUUGUAAAGCCGAUGCUAACCCAGGGCUAGCCGCGUAGCUUUGUCGGCUGCUCUCUGCGGCGUCUGCGUGUUGAUAACCUGAGCUGUGCCCGAACUGGGUUCAGUCACAGGUGUCGUUUUCCACAGAAAGAACCGUUCAUGAGUCACCUGGAUUAAAAAGGUAGCUACUUAAGGAGGAUCUGGCACUGCCGUAUUGUUUGGAGUGUCGAGGAGAAGGGAGUUUGCCAUCAUGUAUUUUCUAACCGGCUGGCCCCGGAGGCUGCUGUGUCCGCUGAGGAGCGCAGAGGAGCCCUUCCACAUCCAGCCCAGCUCCCAGAGGUUUUACUUCGCCCUGUUGUCAGAGACACAACUCAGCAUCUGGUUCAGUCGGCCCAGUGUUUUGAUAGUCAGCUACAUCGAGUCUGCGAAGGCGGCGGCCCAGUUUGGCUUCUACCAGAAAGCAGAAUGGAAACCAGACGACUCCAUAGUAGCUGUGGCAACUGCCAAAGGCUACAUCCUCCUGUUUGAUGUACUGGGUGGAAGGGAUGAAAAGUACCUCUAUGAGCCUGUCUAUCCAAAAGGCAGUCCUCGCGUGAAGGUGACCCCGGGUUAUAAGGAGGAGCAGUGUGCCCCCGCUCUCUCUUUGGAGAUGAAGAAGCCCGUAGAUCUGGAGGCGCCGAUCACCAGUCUGCAGUCUCUCCAGGAGGAUCUACUGGUUUGUACCGCAGACGGAUAUCUCCACAUACUGCACUGGGACGGGCUAGGCAGCAAUGGUCGCAUGGCCAUCUGCCUCACUACAAUCCCCUUUUCAUUAGACCUGCAGUCUGCUCGAGGGGGUCCCUCUCUGGACAUGGAGGGUGUUUAUAUUCGCUGUAUGGAGUACUGCGUGACUCUGGAUGGAUUUGCUGUAGUUCUCAGUGAUGGACGCUUGGGUUUUAUCACACCGCUGAGUAAUACCAUCACAGCAGAUCAGCUGCAGGGAGUCUGGGCUGCAGACGUGUCUGACGGCACCUGUGUGGCUGUCAACAACAAGUACAGACUGAUGGCGUUUGGCUGUGCCAGUGGAUCAGUGCUGGUGUACGUGAUAGACACCACAACAGGGUCCAUGCAGCUCUCCCACAGACUGGAGCUCACGCCAAAACACUACCCAGACAUUUACAACAAGACCGGUCCUGUGAAGCUAAUCUGCUGGUCACCUGACUACAGUGUCGUCAUGGUUACCUGGGAGUGUGGCGGCCUCUCACUCUGGAGUGUCUUUGGCGCUCAUCUCAUCUGCACCCUGGGAGAAGACUUUGCGUAUCAGUCCGAUGGUACGAAGAAAGAUCCACUUAAAAUCAGCUCCAUGAGCUGGGGAGCAGAGGGCUAUCAUCUAUGGGUGCUCCCUUACAGACAGGAGAGGAGGCGACAGGAGGAGCAGCAGGACGUGGAGAUGACCUCUCCUCCCCACCCCUCCCUGCAGGCCGGCAUACUGCAGUUCCACUUUAUUAAGAGCGCCCUCACAGUCAAUCCUUGCACGAGCAACCAGGAGCAGGUGUUACUCCACGGUGAGGACCGCCUCUACCUGACCUGCGGCGAUCCCACACAGAUCCACAGCACCUGUGACACACACCUGCACGCACACUUACACUCACGCGACGGCAGCCCGUUGCAUCACAACCCCGACUCCCCCCUCUCUCAGGGACUCAGCACUUUACUGGGACACAAGCACUGGCAAGUGGUCCAGAUUCACAGCACAUACCUUGAGAGCAACUGGCCCAUACGGUUUGCAGCCAUACACUCGGCAGGCCAGUGCAUGGCUGUGGCAGGCAGGAGGGGCUUUGCACACUACUCCUUAUUCACAAGGAAAUGGAAGCUGUUUGGAAACAUCACUCAGGAACAGAACAUGACGGUGACAGGAGGUCUCGCCUGGUGGAGUGACUUUGUAGUGGUGGCAUGCUACAAUUUUACGGACCAGCAGGAGCAGUUGAGGCUGUAUCAACGCUCAUCCAACCUGGAUAACGCCUUUGCCUCGGUCACCAAGCUGCACUCUGACACUCUGCUGCUCAACGUCUUCAGAGACAUGGUCAUCCUGUUCAGAGCCGACUGCUCCAUCUGCCUCUAUAGUAUAGAGAAGAGGAGUGAUGGUCCAAACCCAUCAGCUAGUGUAGAGUUGCUGCAGGAGGUGUCAAUGUCCCGCUACAUCCCUCACCCAGCUCUCGUGGUCUCCGUCACACUCACAUCUGUGCGCACAGAGACCGGCAUCACUUUGAAAGCUCCGCAGCAGGCCUGUACGGCAGAGAGCAUCAUGCUGAAUCUGGCUGGCCAGUUGAUCAUGCUGCAGAGGGACCGAUCAGGACCACAGGUACGAGAAAAGGAGACGCCUGCCACCAACAAGAAGCUGCUACCGUUCUGUCCUCCAGUUGUGCUGGCCCAGUGUGUGGAGAACGUUUGGACCACCUGUCGCUCAAACAAGAAGAAGCGCCAUCUGCUGGAAGCCCUCUGGUUGUCCUGUGGAGAGGCAGGAAUGAAAGUAUGGCUUCCUCUGUUCCCCCGAGACCAUCGAAAGCCUCACUCCUUCCUGUCCAGACGCAUAAUGCUGCCCUUCCACAUCAACAUCUACCCUUUGGCUGUGCUGUUUGAGGACGCCCUGGUACUGGGAGCAACCAAUGAGACGGUGCUCUACGACGGGCUGCAGGGAUCCUCCGAGCCUCUGGAGGCACUGUUCCCCUACUGUACUGUAGAGAGGACCUCUCAGAUCUACCUCCACCACAUCCUGAGGCAGCUGCUGGUUCGCAACCUGGGCGAACAGGCUUUAAUGCUGGCUCAGUCAUGUGCCUCCCUGCCCUACUUCCCCCAUGUCUUGGAGUUGAUGGUACAUGUGGUACUGGAAGAAGAAGCAACCUCACGGGAACCAAUACCGGACCCCCUGCUUCCCACAGUGGCCAAGUUCAUCACAGAGUUCCCGCUCUUUCUCCAGACUAUCGUUCACUGUGCCAGAAAAACGGAGUACGCUCUGUGGAACUACCUGUUUGCAGCUGUGGGAAACCCCAAAGAUUUGUUCGAGGAGUGUCUCAUGGCUCAAGAUCUGGACACGGCAGCCUCCUAUUUGAUCAUACUGCAGAACAUGGAGGUUCCAGCGGUGAGCCGGCAGCACGCCACUCUUCUCUUCAACACGGCGCUCGAGCAGGGCAAGUGGGACCUUUGUCGGCACAUGAUCAGAUUCCUCAAAGCCAUCGGCUCAGGGGAGAUGGAGUCACCGCCCUCCACACCGUCCACUCAGGAACCCAGCUCAACCGGAGGCUUCGAGUUCUUUAGAAACCGCAGCAUCAGCUUGUCUCAGUCAGCAGACUCCAUCGCGACAGGAAAGUUCAACCUGCAGAAGACCUUCAGCAUGCCCACUGGAGCGUCUGCCAAAGGUCGGGAUGUGGAGUGUGCAGAAAACAUGUACAUCGACAUGAUGCUCUGGCGCCACGCCCGCCACCUCCUGGAGCAGGUGCGCCUUCGUGACCUGGGGUGCUUCUCCGCUCAGCUGGGCUUCGAGCUCAUCGGUUGGCUGUGCCGCGAACGAAACCGCGUGGCUCGAGUAGACGAUUUUGUUUCAGCGCUGAAGAAACUCCACAAGGAUUUCUUCUGGCCUUUUCCCGUUAUACCUGUGGGAAGCCUCAACUCACCACUGAAGAACGGAGGCUGCCGCACAGUUUUGAGCACGCAGCUGCUGAAGUCUCAGUCUGCAGACAGUCUGCUGAACAGCGACAUGGACACAGCCCCUUCGACAGCCCCCACCAACCACACCUGGAUGGGUGGGCUCGGACAGAGGGCCAAAGACAUGGACACGGCCUCAUCUGUUCACUCCAGCCAGCACUCACCACAGACACAAGACGCCUUCCUGUCACUGCUCACUAACAAGGUUGAGGAAUACAGCAUCGGCUCGGCCACAGACCUGACAGAAACCAGCUCGGUGGUGGACGGCGAUUGGACCAUGGUGGACGAGAACUCCACCCUGAGCCUGAGUCAGGCUGAGCUGGAGCACAUCUCCAUGGAGCUGGCCAACAAAGGCCCGCACAAGUCUCAGGUGCAGCUCAGGUACCUCCUUCACGUGUUCAUGGAGGCGGGCUGUUUGGAGUGGUGCGUCGUGAUUGGUUUGAUCCUGCGGGACGCAAACGUCAUCAAACAGAUGAUCAGCUUCCUGGACAACCCCGAGGUUCCCUCAGAAACUGUGCAGAGCGUCCGACACGGCUUGCUGGCUGUUGACGCCUGGGCCUCCGCAGACUGCCUGGGCUACAAACCAUUUCUGAACCUGAUCCAGCCGCAGCUGCAGCAGCUGAUGGAGUCGACCGCCGAGCAGGUGCAGCCCGAAGCGUUCCAACCUGCCAGCCAGACCUCAAAGCUCAGCGCCUCCGAAGGACUGGGAGGGGCCGCCGUCCCUCGUGUCGAGGACAGCAGAGGCGUGGCCGCUCCUCUGGGUCUGGCCUUGCCCUCGGUCGAACCUGCGGGAGUUUUCCCCCGUCCCCCCUCUGAAGACUCUCCUGAACAAACCGAGGAGCAAGCAGAGGAGGAGGGAACCUACGACUGCACCUUGUCCUGAACACCAGGAGUCAACCUGGGAGCUUCAGACUGAGGGGAAAGACGUGGAGAAACGGCUGCGACUGACUGAAAACAGACUGUGUUUGUGUGUAGGCACAAACGGUACCACCCUGCAGGUUCUUACUUCAGUCAGUAUUAUCCAAACUUUGGAGAUUUGCCUUUGUUGACAACUAGAGCUCCUGUGCAUCCGGCUGGGUUUAAGUCUAACAUUUCGCCAAAAUGUGCUGUUAGGAUAAAAAAAGGGUCCGUUUUUACUCUUUUAGGUGUUUGCAAGCUGCAGAGCGGUAUGUUUUUCAAUAUUCCAAGACUGCACAGACAGAAAGUCUCUGGUUCUUUGGGUGAAUCAGG